AUGCACGAAGACAAGAUCAACAAUCUCAAAGACCCAGACAAUCAAAACAAACUUCUCGAAGUUUUUACCAAAACUAUUCUUGUUGAAAUUAUCAUAAUCAAUCUCGUUCUCGAAGUAGAGAUAAUUACAGAAACAGAAGUCAGUCACAAGACAGAAACCUUUAUAGAUUUGACCAAGCCUCUUCUUGAGAACAUAGUAGAGAAAGGUCUUACAGACCUUUCAACCGAUCACCCUUUUCCUAUUAUCGCAAU
Cetraspora pellucida is the source of this 251-nucleotide messenger RNA. NCBI's taxonomy places the organism in Eukaryota, Fungi, Glomeromycota, Glomeromycetes, Diversisporales, Gigasporaceae. The record is from the annotation of a GenBank genome assembly.